AUGUCAAGUUUAAUGUCACGAACAAACACGCCCAGUUGCUCCAAGGCAGUUUCUCUUUGCAUCGCCCUGGUGCGCAAGAGGCUGGGCAAAAGAGACAGAAGGGACGUCGAUGCUUGGCAUGGUAUGGAUUUUUAUGGCAUGCGCGUGGAGAGGUAUCGGAGGUGCCUCCGGUGCUCAAGACGUGUUCUACAAGGCGGGAAGAUGUGGGGUUCGGGAAUCUCAAGGGUGACGAAGAAGGGUUCGUCCUGUCGAGGCCAAGUGGAUUCCCUGAGGCAAGAUGCUAAGCACAUCCUGCUUGGCUAG
Symbiodinium natans is the source of this 303-nucleotide messenger RNA. The record is from the annotation of a GenBank genome assembly. NCBI's taxonomy places the organism in Eukaryota, Dinophyceae, Suessiales, Symbiodiniaceae.